AUGGGGCUUUCUCCCCACCAAACAAAGGCGGGUCAAAACCGGCAGCCCGACAGUCCAGACGAAAUCCGCCUUCCUAUUCACCAUGACGACCUAGAUCCGCCCGCACGCGACACCGACUUAUCAUCCUCGGAUAGCGAUAGCGAUAGCGAGAGUGUGAAUACCGCGAUUUUCGCAGGUAGUUCCCCCGGUUUCAACAGAACCCGAGUACCGGCGCCACUGCUGAACCCCGGCCAUCGAAGAUUCCCAUCUGUGGACGAAGAUGAACAAGACGAAGACCAUGCGAGCGAGCCCGGUCGACCUGAUACCGCGCAUGAGAAGCCGGUGACAUGGAUGUCGCUGCCGAAGAGAGGGCAGCUGGCGAUCUUAACAUUUGCUCGACUAUCUGAGCCCUUGACGCAGACAUCACUGCAGGCGUAUAUGUUCUACCAGCUCAAGUCGUUUGAUCCUUCGUUGCCAAACUCGACCAUUUCUCGACAGGCCGGUAUUCUUCAAGGCAGCUUCACCGCCGCACAGUUCCUGACUGCUGUCUGGUGGGGCCGGCUGGCUGAUGCGGAAUGGAUGGGCCGGAAGAGAGUCCUGCUCAUCGGGUCAAUGGGAACCUGUAUCUCAUGCUUGGGGUUUGGUUUCUCGCGCUCGUUCGUGUCCGCGGCGGUGUUUCGGACGUUGGGCGGAGCCCUGAACAGCAACGUUGGUGUGAUGCGGACCAUGAUAUCGGAGAUCAUUGUCGAAAAGAAAUACCAAUCGCGUGCAUUCCUGUUGCUGCCGAUGUGUUUUAAUAUCGGAGUGAUCAUUGGUCCCAUUCUGGGAGGCUCGUUGGCCGAUCCCACUCACAGUUUUCCACAGCUUUUUGGGCCAGGGUCUGUGUUUGGAGGAAAGAAUGGGGUAUGGUGGAUGCAGCAAUGGCCGUAUGCCUUGCCAAAUGUGCUGAGCGCGAUCUUCAUCUUUGCAUCUCUGAGCGCGGUAUUUUUGGGGCUCGACGAGACACACGAAACUGCGCGCUACCGAAAAGACUGGGGUCGAUCCUUGGGUAAGCGAAUAGUACAGGCUCUAUCACGACGCCCGCGGCACUACCGCCCUCUGACCCAAUCUGGGGACGAUGACUCCAUAUACCUCGAGGGUAGCGUGGGAACAUGGUCUGGACCAUCUAGCCCCGUUAAUACACGUGCCCCACAAAUACCUCGACGACAUAAACGACCCGGCUUCCGACAGAUCUGGACUCGGAAUGUCCUGCUCACGCUUCUAGUGCAGUUCUUGCUCGCCAUUCACACUAGCGCCUUCAACUCCAUGACCUUUGUGUUUCUGCCCACGCCAAGAGCUCCCGAGAACUCCAGGACAGGCUUCUUCCACUUCAGCGGUGGCCUGGGUCUUCCAUCUUCCCGCGUCGGGCUGGCCACCGCCAUUAUCGGGUUUAUCGGCCUGCCCCUGCAAAUCCUCUUCUACCCGAUGGUGCAAUCCAAACUGGGCACACUUACCUCCUUCCGCCUUUUUCUUCCUUUGUCACCGCUGUCCUACAUCCUCAUGCCUUUCCUCGUUGUUCUCCCUCGCCUCGUCUGGGUCGUCUGGCCCUCUUUUGCCGUGGUCGUGGGUCUGCAAGUCAUGUCACGAACCUUUGUAUUGCCCGCGGCCGUCAUCCUCGUCAACAACUGUGCCACGGACCCGUCCAUUUUGGGGACGGUCCACGGUGUGGCGCAGAGUAUCGCCAGCGCAGCUCGUACCCUCGGCCCUUUCCUUGGUGGCUGGGGCCUUGGAUGGGGCCUCGAACGUAACAUGGUUGGAGCCGUGUGGUGGGUCCUUGCGGCCGAGGCUUUGACGGGCUGGUUUGUGCUGUGGACUAUCCAUGAGGGGAAGGGUAUUGAGCGGAAGAAAGCUGAGGUGGAGGAGGAAGAGGAAUGA
Molecule: messenger RNA, 1893 nt
Organism: Penicillium riverlandense
Lineage: Eukaryota; Fungi; Ascomycota; Eurotiomycetes; Eurotiales; Aspergillaceae
Product: putative MFS multidrug transporter
Exons: 3
Coding region: 1-1893 (630 amino acids)
Biological process (GO): transmembrane transport
Molecular function (GO): transmembrane transporter activity
Source: RefSeq, a predicted model, not a curated record